This is a messenger RNA of Paramuricea clavata, 3133 nucleotides long. NCBI's taxonomy places the organism in Eukaryota, Metazoa, Cnidaria, Anthozoa, Malacalcyonacea, Plexauridae. The record is from the annotation of a GenBank genome assembly.
AUGAAAGAAGGUAGAGUUUAUCCAACACGAAGGAAGCAAAAUAACGAGGAAAGUGCGACAGAAAGUGUAGAAUUAACAAAGGUGAAGCCGGUUCAACCGCCUAAAGAAGACCGCGAUUCGCUAGUCGCUGCAUGGAAUCUUUUGCACAGACAGAAUAACGUAAUCUCAACAUGGAAACAUUACGUUUGUACGAAACGGGAAAGCCGGAAAAAUACUAAACAAAGACGGUCUGAAAAGCGGUUAAAACGGUGUAGAAUUUAUGAAAACUUAAAGGAACCUGUGGCCUUCUUGGACAGCGAUAUCGAAGAAACGGUGGCUAUAAAAUAUAAUACUUCUGAGGCUGAAAAUGAUGAAAUUGGUGAAAAUUCGCAAACAGUUAGUGCGCAGUGUGCAAGCAAUAGGGCAUUGCUCAUAUACUUUGCAAAACUAGCCAGGGCAGAUCCGGAAUCACCUGCCACCGUAGUAGAUUUUGAUUUCGUAGAUUCGUUGUUACAAAGCGGUGCUGACGUCAAUGUUUGUGACCGCUAUGGCCAGACGAUCUUUCACGAGGCGUCGAGGGCAUGGCACUGCGAUGUUGCUCUGUUUCUGUUAGAAAAAGGGGCUGAUAUCAACAAGGCGGAUAGGUAUGGACGGACGGCUAUGCAUGUUGCCGCUGCUGUGGAUUAUGCCGAAAUGAUCCUGUUUCUUUUUGAACAUGGGGGUGAGUGAUAGGUUCUGGGAAUUAUAAGUUGAAAUGGAUAAGGGGGAGGGGGGCAUGUAAAACACAAAAGGGGUGAUGAAAUAAAACAUUCUAAAGUUUCUUUAGUUCCAAAGGACCACCAGCACUUCUUUAGAAAUACGGUAAUAUAUAUGUUUUAAGUUAGUAACAUCUGUUACAUAUCAUUUAAUAAUUAAUCUCUAGAAAAAUUAUCUCCUGCUGUUUGCCAAAUGGCUAGACAAUGAAAGUUUUGUCUGCAAUGAGCAGAAAGCUACAGAUUGAGUUGGACUCAACUAUCUGAAAAAUAUGUAAGACUUCAUGCAACGUUUCGAUCAAGGGUCAGUUCACUCAAAACGAAGAGCCUUCACUCAAAACAUCGAAGACUUUUCUUGUAUUUUUCAGGUAGUUGAAUCAAUCUCAGUUUUCUGGUGUUAUUGUCAAUGCCUACGCUGGCACAGUUUAUAUCUGCAAUCUGCAUUGGAGUUUAUAUCCGCAGUGGGCAGUCCUUCUGUCAUAUAUGAGCUCAUUACAUGAGGUUUGCACCCUUUAUUCAAGUAGAGAGGGGCCUGUACCGGUUUUGCAGGAUGGCAGGAUGCGUCUAAAAUUCAAGUGGGAUUUGGUAUUUUAAGAGAAAUAUUGGCGGGAAGCGGGAUUUUAUUCCAUUGCGGGAAGUGGGAUUAAUAAAUUAAAAUACCAUGGCGAUAUGCGGGAAGUAACCCACGAUUAGUGGGAUAAAUCAACAAAACUUGUAGCUGUACGUUGGCUGUCUGUUGUCAUUUGUUUGUGUGUUCAAAAUUUACUGUUUUCAAGGAUGAAAUCGAACAUUUGUCCCCCAUCAAUCCACCAUUUACAUGUAUGAUUGCUAAGAGUCAUGAUUUAGAGUCAUUUAUUAUUUUAAACUUUGUUGUAUUGUAUUCUAGUGUAUUCAAAUUGUAUUUUAUGUCGUUACCAUGUUCUUUAAAUCAUAAUAUGUUGAACUGUGUUAAAAAAAAAGACGGGAGCGGGAAAUUGGGAUGACGGCACAUGGCGGGAUAACAGGAUUUGAAGUGAAAAUCGGAACCCUGUACAGGCCCCUCAGUAGAAUUGCGGCAACCGGCUCGAAAGCUUUACUCCUCUGGCUGUCGCUCACUACUACUUUUUGGUUUGAAAUUUCAAAAUAUUUAAUUAUUUUUAACUCCUACAAUAUACUUUAAUUAUUUUUCUCCCUGUAUUUUAAAAAAAUGUAAUGAUAUGAAACAGUGUCAAUAAAAUUUUGAAUUGAAUUUUGAAUUGACUAGAAGCAUGCACCUUCCUCCUCUAGCAAAAUAUUGACAAACAAUGUGUCUUUUGCCUCUUCAUUACAGCUGACUUGAGUGCUCGUACGUAUGGUGAAAAUCAAACCCCGGUACAUUACGCUGCAAAGAAUGACGCAGACAAUGCAUUACAGGAGUUGAUAAAUAUUGGUGCAGACGUGAAUUGUAGAGAUUACAAACAGAGGACACCCUUGCAUGUGGCUGCUGAAUUGGGUAUGUUGUUGAUGUGACAUGAUGUUGUCUUUAAGGCUUUUUGUCUGCUAUUAAACUGUUCAAGUUUUCUCAGAUUGGUCAGUUAAUUAGACAGUCAAUCAGUUAGGGACAGCCCCCGUGGACCGGGCCGUACGCAGGUUUUUUCACCAGGGGGCCAGCAAUACCUAUAUGCUGAAAUAGGUACCGAAAUCAUUGAAAUGUCAAUGCAUUCAGAGUCAUAUCAGUUAGAUGCGUGCUUAUGGCUGCCCCAUACAGAAUCAAAUAUUCUGAUUCACAAGUGCUAAAAUUUUGGCUUAAUAAUUUAUAACAUUAAGUAUUUGGUUAGUUUAGUGAAUGAGUUAUGGUCCUUCAAUCAACAGAUCAGUGUAUCAACAUGUGAUUAACCUUGCGUUUAGAUCGUUCAGAAACAGCAAAAUUACUUAUUUCUCUUGACGUACCUGCUGGAGUUUGUGACGAGAAUGGCGUGACUGCAAUGUCCUUGAUGGUCUCAAAAAUGCCACCAGUUGCAAAAGAAGCAUUAGACCAAUUUCACAGCCUGGACCGGGCCAACCGCAAACAGUACUACUACCUAAACCAUCUAGAACCCGGCAAACCCGGCGACGAUGGCCAUGUCUUUGCAAAAACACCUCUGGAGGAGGCGGUACGCUACAAACAAAUGGAUCUUAUCAUGCAUCCAGUGUUCAAACGACUUAUUCAAGUCAAGUGGGAAUGUUUCGGCAAGACUGGUUCGAUGAUUCAAGUUUUUGUGCAGCUGUUGUAUUGUUUACUAUGGACGGUGUUGGGGAUAACCCUCCCUCGGACGGCCGCGUCCAGCUGGAGUUACUACGACCCACCCAGUAAAUACUGGUGGAGAAUUGUGUUAGAAUCUUUAGCUGUCAGUAUUACUGCCUUGUUCAUUUGGCAAGAAAUUGCUGAGGUAGAUUUUGUUUAA